Gossypium raimondii (Peruvian cotton) is the source of this 1368-nucleotide messenger RNA. Its product is annotated as WRKY transcription factor 18. The record is from RefSeq and is a predicted model, not a curated record. Lineage: Eukaryota; Viridiplantae; Streptophyta; Magnoliopsida; Malvales; Malvaceae. The transcript is spliced from 5 exons. The coding region runs from base 247 to 1164 and encodes 305 amino acids. Gene Ontology annotation, biological process: regulation of DNA-templated transcription. Gene Ontology annotation, molecular function: sequence-specific DNA binding; DNA-binding transcription factor activity.
CUCUAUCAAAUUAGGAUUCUAAGUGGGAUAUGCCUCUCAGAGAAGGCUCUUUCAACCUCAUCACUUUUUAAACUUCCCUGAAUAACUCAAACCACAUUCAAGCCUCUUCUAUAUAUAAGUUUCUGGGUAUUAAUCUUUCAUAGUCGUUCCCUUUUUUACUAUCUUAAGAGGGAUCCUCAUAAUUUGUUUAGCUUCAGCUCGCUUGGUUCCCUGUUUGUUUGUUUGUUUUAGAGUAAAAUUUGAGUGAUGGGAUCAUCAGCUUGGGUGGAUACUACGCUGGACCUCAACAUCAAUCCUUUCCAUCACCGGAACAAAGCUCUGAGGACCAAAUCUGAGGGAGAAAUGGCUGACUCUGAUGUGAAGCUACCCUUCAAACAAGAGCAGAAUGCAGAUUUGGUGGAGGAAUUGAAUCGGAUUAAAGCUGAGAACAAGAAGCUAACUGAGAUGUUAACAGCUUUGGGUCACUGCUACAACGAUUUGCAGAACAAGUUCACGGAAUUAGUGACCAUUAACUCUGAAAAUGAAGUUUCGACAUCGAAAAAGAGAAAAGCCGAGUGUGAAGAUUAUAGUACCAACAUGAUUGGAUUCAGUAAUGGAAACAAAGAGACCAGCUGUAGUGAUGAAGAUUCAUGUAAAGUGCCUAGGGAGUGCAUUAAGACCACCAUUUCAAGGAUUUAUGUUCGCACAAAUCCUUCUGAUAACAGCCUGAUUGUAAGGGAUGGAUAUCAAUGGAGAAAAUAUGGUCAAAAGGUCACCAAAGAUAACCCUUCUCCCAGAGCAUACUUCAAAUGCUCUUUUGCCCCAAACUGUCCAGUCAAGAAAAAGGUGCAAAGAAGUGCUGAAGAUCCAUCAGUCCUGGUGGCUACUUACGAAGGAGAGCACAACCAUGCACACCCUUCUCCAAGUGAAGUAGCAAUAUUAAGCCCCAAGUGUAGUGCCAAGCCUGUUUCUUGUGCCUCGACCAGGGCUUCAGCUCCCACUACAACUCUUGAAUUGAUGCAACCAGAGGGGUAUGGGGACGGUGCCAAAAAGAAAACCCAAGAGGUUGAUGAUGCACCAGCAGCAAUUCAACAGGUUUUAGUCCAACAUAUGGCGGCUUCUUUGACUCGAAACCCAAAUUUUACAGCAGCCCUGGCUGCAGCCAUUUCAGGGAGAGUUAUAUAGAUGAGAUGAGAAUAGGAUAGAAAAGUGGGGAAACGUAGCAUCAUCCUUAAUUAGGCAGAAAUUUAUAGAGAAUGGAUUUAAAUGCAGUCUUCACUGUUGAUAUUCACUGCAUGUUGGACUGCAUUUUAAAUCCCUGAUUCAUAGUUAUGUAUUUGUUGUUUAUGUUGAAAAAAAAAAGAUAAGAGACUCAAUUGCUCCCCUUCA